AUGGCUACGAGGGUCGUAGCGUACAUGGUGGAGGGCGGUAGCCCUUCUACACUCCCUCCGGGAGUCCCUGAGUCACUCUCUUUGAGAGUACAGAUCUACGAUUCCGAGAUGUACGACCCCUGUACCCCUGGUGAGACACUCAGGGGGUCUACCAUGGUAGUCAUGGCUACGAGGAUCGUAGCGUACAUGGUGGGGGGUGGUGAUCUUAGGGGAU
Messenger RNA from Sphaeroforma arctica JP610, 214 nucleotides. RefSeq lists its product as hypothetical. Lineage: Eukaryota; Ichthyosporea; Ichthyophonida. The record is from RefSeq and is a predicted model, not a curated record. The annotation marks the transcript as partial. The transcript has a single exon.